Molecule: messenger RNA, 315 nt
Organism: Rhincodon typus (whale shark)
Lineage: Eukaryota; Metazoa; Chordata; Chondrichthyes; Orectolobiformes; Rhincodontidae
Product: bifunctional heparan sulfate N-deacetylase/N-sulfotransferase 2-like
Exons: 2
Molecular function (GO): heparan sulfate N-sulfotransferase activity; hydrolase activity
Source: RefSeq, a predicted model, not a curated record
GAUCACGGUAUCCCGAUCGACAUGGGUUAUGCAGUGGCACCACAUCAUUCAGGGGUAUAUCCAGUUCACAAGCAGCUAUAUGAAGCCUGGAAAUCCAUCUGGGGAAUUCGAGUCACCAGUACUGAGGAGUAUCCCCACUUGAAGCCUGCUCGAUAUCGCAGAGGGUUCAUUCACAAUGGUAUCAUGGUUCUGCCUCGUCAAACCUGUGGACUAUUCACACACACGAUCUUUUAUAACGAGUAUCCAGGAGGAUCCAAGGAGCUGGACAAAAGUAUUCGGGGCGGUGAGCUCUUCCUGACAGUGCUCCUGAAUCCC